AUGGCAGGGGACACGGAAUUCAAGAGCUGGGGCUACACACAGAUCAAUGUUCAGAAACUCUGCUAUAAGUGGACCAUUAGCAACUUUUCAUUUAGCAUGGGGGGAAUUCAGAAAAGGGUUACAAGCCCAGUGUUCUCAUUAGAGGCCAAUGAGGCACUGUCAUGGUGUUUGAGGGUGUACCCAAAUGGCGUUGAUGAAGAAAGCAAAGAUUACCUGUCAGUUUACCUGGAGUUGCUCAGCUAUCUGGAGAAACCAGUUAGGGCAAAGUUUGAGUUCUGGAUCAUAAAUUCUGAAGGAGAGAAAUAUCAAAGUAGGAAGGGCUCCAAAGUCGAAAGCUUUCUGCAAUAUGAACACAGGGGAUUCAAAAAGUUUCUCCUUCGAGGUCUCCUCCUCUGCCAUCAGGACUGGUUUCUCCCUGAAGACCAGCUCACCAUAUGCUGCAAGGUGAGCAUUGUUGGAAACAUAUUUCACAUGCCUGGACAGAACCUGACACCUACAAUCAAGGAUCCAAGGCACCUGUUGACAGAUGAUGUAUGGGAGCUAUGGGAGAAUUCCCUCUUCACAGAUUGCUGCCUGUUGGUAGCUGGCCAUGAAUUCAAGGCUCACAAGGCCAUCCUAGCAGCUCGAUCUCCAGUUUUCAGGGCGAUGUUUGAACAUGAAAUGAAGGAGACUCUAAAGAACCCCAUUGAGAUCCAUAAC
Mus pahari (shrew mouse) is the source of this 699-nucleotide messenger RNA. Its product is annotated as TD and POZ domain-containing protein 3-like. Gene Ontology annotation, cellular component: cytoplasm; nucleus. The annotation marks the transcript as partial. Gene Ontology annotation, biological process: regulation of proteolysis; proteasome-mediated ubiquitin-dependent protein catabolic process. NCBI's taxonomy places the organism in Eukaryota, Metazoa, Chordata, Mammalia, Rodentia, Muridae. The record is from RefSeq and is a predicted model, not a curated record. The transcript has a single exon. Gene Ontology annotation, molecular function: ubiquitin protein ligase binding.